AUGGCUUCAAGUUCUUCAAAAAAAGACGUCAUUCGACGCAAAUUAGUUAUUGUUGGAGACGGUGCCUGUGGUAAAACUUCGCUAUUAUCCGUUUUUACAUUAGGAUACUUCCCAAAGGAAUACGAACCAACCGUAUUCGAAAAUCAUGUGACAGACCUUAAAAUUGACGGAAAACCUGUACAAUUGGCGUUAUGGGAUACUGCAGGACAAGAAGAAUAUGAGCGUCUUAGACCUCUUUCUUAUUCUAAAGCUCACGUUAUUUUGAUCGCCUUUGCGGUAGAUAUACCCGAUUCUUUUGAGAACGUGUCUGCAAAGUGGAUUGAUGAGGUCAAUUCUCUUUGUCCAGGUGUUCCGGUUAUCUUAGUAGGUUUAAAGAAAGACUUAAGAGAUGACGAAGCCAGAAUUGCAGAAAUGCAAAAGAAAGGCAUUUCCUUUGUCGAUCCUAAACAGGCUGAAGUAAUAGCAAAACAAAUAGGUGCUCGAAAAUAUUUAGAAUGUUCAGCAUUAACUGGAGAAAAUGUUGAUAAUGUUUUUGAAGCUGCAUCAAGGGCUGCACUUUUGUCACGUGAAAAUGUUUCCAAUGGCUGUUGUGUUUUACUGUAA
This is a messenger RNA of Rhizophagus irregularis DAOM 181602=DAOM 197198, 603 nucleotides long. Its product is annotated as Rho GTPase. NCBI's taxonomy places the organism in Eukaryota, Fungi, Glomeromycota, Glomeromycetes, Glomerales, Glomeraceae. Gene Ontology annotation, cellular component: cytosol. Gene Ontology annotation, molecular function: GTP binding; GTPase activity; protein kinase binding. Gene Ontology annotation, biological process: small GTPase-mediated signal transduction. The record is from RefSeq and is a predicted model, not a curated record.